AUGUCCAUCGAACACCACGGCAGCGAGAGCGAUCUGGUCAAGAAGGAAAAGUUCAUGCUCGAGGCCAGUCGCGACCCCGUCUUCUAUUCAGGCGACAUUUACGAUCUCACCAAGGAUCAGAUCCGUGAGCGCACCAUGCAGCGCAUCCAGCGCCUCGCACACUACGUCACCAGCGAGUCCGUCGACGACUUCCAGAAGCGUAUGGAGCUCAUGUCCAUGCUCGAUCCCGGUCUCUGGACCCGUCUUGGUGUCCACUACGGUCUUUUCCUCGGUGCCAUCCGAUCCGGUGCAACCCCCAAUCAGUUCUCCUACUGGAUGGAGAAGGGUGUCAUCGCUUGCCAGGGCAUGUUCGGAUGCUUCGGCAUGACCGAGCUCGCCCACGGCUCCAACGUCGCAGGUCUUGAGACCACCGCCCACUUCGACGGCCAGUCCGACGAGUUCGUUAUCCAUACCCCCAACCUCGGCGCCACAAAGUGGUGGAUCGGCGGUGCAGCCCAGACCGCCACCCACUGCUCCGUCUUUGCUCAGCUGAUCGUCAAGGGCAAGCGAUACGGCACAAAGACCUUCAUCGUGCCCCUCCGCGACCCCAAGAGCUUCCAGCUGCUCCCCGGCAUCAACAUUGGCGACAUCGGCAUGAAGAUGGGUCGCGACGGCAUCGACAACGGCUACAUCCAGUUCACCAACGUUCGCAUUCCACGCGCAUACAUGCUCAUGAAGCACACCCAGGUCACCCGCGAAGGGGAGGUGCGCGAGCCUCCUCUCCAGCAGCUCACCUACGGCGCGCUCCUCCAAGGCCGAACCGCCAUGGUUUCGGAUGCAGCCAACACCGCCAAAAAGGCGCUCACCAUCUCGGUCCGAUACGCCGCUGCACGACGACAGUUCAAGUCGGACGCAAAGGCCCAGCUCGAGACGCAGAUCAUCGACUAUCCCAUCCAUCAGCGUCGCCUCAUGCCCCUCGUGGCUCAGGCCGUCGCCUUUGGCUACACCUCGCUCGAGCUUCAGCGUCUGUUCGAGGAGACUUCACAGGCGCUCGAGAGCCUCGAGCCCGGUGACCCCAACCUCGAUGCCACCAUCGAGAAGCUCAAGGAGACCCACUCCACCAGCGCCGGUCUCAAGGCCUUCUGCACCUGGGCCACUCUGGAGACCAUUGACCGCUCCCGACAGGCGUGUGGUGGUCACGGCUACUCGAGCUACAACGGUUUCGCGAACAUGUAUGCGGAUUUCGCAGUGCACUGCACAUGGGAAGGUGACAACACGAUCUUGGCCUUGCAGUCCGGUCGAUUCCUCAUCUCUGCAUUCCAGGAUGCUCUGGACGGCAAGAAGCAGGUCAGCCAAGGUACCAUGUACAUGAACAACCUCGACAAGGUCUUGUCCGCCAAGUGCGAGUCCAACGAAGCGCUCGACAUCCUCGACGGCAUCGAUCGCGGUUGGGCCACCGUCGCCGCCCACGCCGUCAAAAAGGCCUCCGAAGACUACCAGGCGUGCCUCAAGGCCGGUCGCAGCAGAGAGCAGGCGUUCGAAGACUGCUCGCAGGUGCGCUUCGUUGCUGCCAGCGUCCACACCAGCGGCUACAUCUUCCGCCAAUUCCGAUCGGCCGUCGAGCGUGUCGAGAAGAGCGAUGACGGAGUGCGUGAGCACCUCGAACUGUUGGCCAAAUUCUACGGCCUCUGGCAGAUGGAGGAGAAGGCUGCCUUCUUCCUCCGCAGUGGCUGGCUGACACCGGAGCAGCUUGACUACGCCUCGGCUAGGGUCACCGAGUACUGCGCCAAGACGCGCACCUUUGCCAUCCCCCUCAUCGACUCGUUCGCCAUCUCGGACCACGUGCUCAACUCGCCCAUCGGAAGGUACGACGGUGACAUCUACCGCGAGUACUUCCGCAUGGUCCGCCGCAACAACCCCCAGCUGAAGGAGCACCCAUACUUUGAGCGUCUCAUUCGACCUUUCAUCGAGCGACAGCUACCUGACGUCGAAGACUUCGACGAAGCCAUCGGCAUCGAUGACGAGAUCGAGGAGAUCAAGCAGGACCGCGAGGAGGCUGAAGCUGAGGCCAAGGCACAGGCUGCUGAGAAGAAGGAGUAG
Messenger RNA from Pseudozyma hubeiensis SY62, 2079 nucleotides. RefSeq names its product potential fatty-acyl coenzyme A oxidase. The record is from RefSeq and is a predicted model, not a curated record. Gene Ontology annotation, biological process: lipid homeostasis; fatty acid beta-oxidation using acyl-CoA oxidase. Gene Ontology annotation, molecular function: FAD binding; fatty acid binding; acyl-CoA oxidase activity. Gene Ontology annotation, cellular component: peroxisome. Bases 1 to 2079 code for a protein of 692 amino acids. Lineage: Eukaryota; Fungi; Basidiomycota; Ustilaginomycetes; Ustilaginales; Ustilaginaceae. The transcript has a single exon.